Myodes glareolus (Bank vole) is the source of this 5538-nucleotide messenger RNA. RefSeq names its product T-box transcription factor 3 (gene Tbx3). The record is from RefSeq and is a predicted model, not a curated record. Gene Ontology annotation, biological process: cell fate specification; regulation of transcription by RNA polymerase II; positive regulation of DNA-templated transcription. NCBI's taxonomy places the organism in Eukaryota, Metazoa, Chordata, Mammalia, Rodentia, Cricetidae. Gene Ontology annotation, cellular component: chromatin; nucleus. Gene Ontology annotation, molecular function: RNA polymerase II cis-regulatory region sequence-specific DNA binding; DNA-binding transcription factor activity, RNA polymerase II-specific.
GUACGUGUUUGCGUGUGUUUUUCCGCUUGGGGCUCGGGCCCAGAGUGUUGGCGCUGGCGCGCGUUCGGGUACAGAUACCCAGGGGGCGUUUGGGUCUCUACACGUGACUGCGGGUGGGGAGCACGCACCGGGGAGAGAGAAAGAUUUGUGGGAUUCCCUGCGCCGGUGACUCGGAAAGCCGGAGCACCCAGGCGCACGAGCUAAAGGACUUGACUUAGAGGCGGCUGGGCGUCUCCACGUGGGGCAGCAGAGUUGUGCGCGAGCCUGGAGCUUUUGUUCACGCGCAUUGGCCGAAUGGGAGGCUCGGCAGCUGACUUGGCUAGCCCGAGGCCCGGCGAAGCGAAGAAGCUGCGGAUCCGCACAGAGAAGCAGCCGAAAGCUUAAGCUGCUGCGCUCGGAGCGUGCGAGAGGCGAGCGCCCCUGCCCGGCGCCACGGUUGCGGGGCAGGCUGCCUGGCUCCCGCCCUCGCUCCCUCCCACUUCCUCCCUGGCCCUGCCUCCUCCACGGUUCCCCGGGGGUUGGAUGGCUGAGGCCUUUCAGACGUGGGCUGAGCUGAGAAAGAGCCCGGGCGAGCUCCUCUGGCUGCAGCGAACUCUCUUCUGGAUCAGCCACCUAGAGGCGACUUUGGUGUGCGCGCGGCGCCCUGGUGGCUCCCCGCCCUCCCCUCUGAUCAUGUUGACAUAAACGCAGGACAGGCCGUAGUACCGCGCGGCGCAGCGACGUUCCAGUUUCCGACACCUUCUUUUUAUAACUCGGCUCUAUUCCCCCAGCACUCGACCUGUGAAAACCACGCCUAUGCAGCCACACAAUUGGUCCGAAAGCGUCAAAGAGCCAAUCAACAAGCCUCGGGCUCCCGCAGCCCACAGCGCAGCUCGACCGUCCAGAGCCGCCGAGCAGACGCCCGGGGAAUUCUAGAGGCGGAGGAGGGUGGCGAGGAAAGCGAUUUCGCUCACGUUUUUUUAGCACAAGGAAGACAGCCGAGUCCCCGAGGUAGAAGAUCGCAGGCACCAUUUGGAUCGCCACCCAGACACUGCGCGCAGCUCGGAGUCAGAGAGAAGAGUAGAAGCGCGAACCGAAGCCAGCUUUGCAGCUACGAGUUUUGAUAACGUCGCUGGAAAGGGGCUUAAAUCAGUUUUUUUUUAAGGAGAGACUUUUUCCUCCCCCCCGCUUGAUCUCGCUCCCAGUGAAAGCAAGAAUCUUUCUAGCUCAUCUAAGACGUCUCCUGCGAGAAAGCCAGAGAAGAGCUAGGGGGCGGGGGAAGGAGACGAAAAAAGGUUAAAAAAAAAAAAAGUCUCGGAGAACCUUGCGCUUUGGCAACAAAGAGCGUGGGAGCCGGGGAGCCACCCCGGGAAAAGGCUGUGCGUCUAUUUCCAGCUAAGCCACAGGGCUCGGGCGCCAGUCGAGCCCCUGCUUGUGGCUCGCCCUACUGAAACCGACAUCCAGGAGCGGCUUUUCAAACAUACUCCACGCACCAGGACAGCCCCUGCAGCGGCUAUGUCUCCCGAUCUGUCGCCGUGCCCUCUUUAAAAGCCGCAUUCUCUUCCCUCAAAGAUACUUUCCCCUUCCCUUUCAAAGGCUUUAAUUGUAAUUGGUUCCUCUUUUUAUUUUAAAGCAAAACUAUGCGUUGCUAUUGAAUUUUUUUUAUUGUUUUUGAAAAGCAAAAACAAAAGCAGAGCCAAGCCAGCAGCUGCGGACUGGUUCCCUAUCUGGAGUGGAUGAGCCUCUCCAUGAGAGAUCCGGUUAUCCCUGGGACAAGCAUGGCCUAUCAUCCGUUCCUACCUCACCGGGCGCCAGACUUCGCCAUGAGCGCGGUACUGGGCCACCAGCCGCCUUUCUUCCCCGCGCUAACGCUGCCUCCCAACGGCGCCGCGGCGCUCUCCCUGCCCGGAGCCCUGGCCAAGCCCAUCAUGGAUCAGUUGGUGGGGGCCGCUGAGACCGGCAUUCCCUUCUCAUCCUUGGGACCCCAGGCUCACCUGAGGCCUCUGAAGACCAUGGAGCCCGAAGAGGACGUGGAAGACGACCCCAAGGUGCACCUGGAGGCCAAGGAACUUUGGGACCAGUUUCACAAGCGGGGUACAGAGAUGGUCAUUACAAAGUCGGGAAGGCGAAUGUUCCCUCCAUUUAAAGUGAGGUGCUCUGGGCUGGAUAAAAAGGCCAAGUAUAUUUUAUUGAUGGACAUUAUAGCUGCUGAUGACUGUCGAUACAAAUUUCACAAUUCUCGGUGGAUGGUGGCCGGUAAGGCAGACCCCGAAAUGCCAAAGAGAAUGUACAUACACCCGGACAGCCCCGCUACAGGGGAGCAGUGGAUGUCCAAAGUCGUCACUUUCCACAAACUGAAACUCACCAACAACAUUUCGGACAAACACGGAUUUACUUUGGCCUUCCCAAGCGAUCACGCAACGUGGCAGGGGAAUUAUAGUUUUGGGACCCAGACCAUACUCAACUCUAUGCAUAAGUACCAGCCCCGGUUCCACAUCGUCAGAGCCAAUGAUAUCUUAAAACUGCCGUACAGUACAUUUCGCACAUACCUGUUCCCGGAAACGGAAUUCAUUGCCGUGACUGCCUACCAAAAUGACAAGAUAACUCAGUUAAAAAUAGACAACAACCCUUUUGCAAAAGGUUUUCGGGACACUGGAAACGGCAGGAGAGAAAAACGAAAGCAGCUCACCCUGCAGUCUAUGAGGGUGUUCGAUGAGAGACACAAGAAGGAAACCGGGACUUCAGACGAGUCCUCCAGCGAGCAGGCAGCCUUCAACUGCUUCGCCCAAGCCUCCUCUCCGGCUGUGUCCACUGUGGGGACAUCCAACCUGAAAGAUCUGUGUCCCAGUGAAGCCGAAAGUGACGCCGAGGCCGAGAGCAAGGAGGAGCACGGCCCUGAGGCCUGUGACGCCGCGAAGAUUUCCACCACCACCGCGGAGGAGCCAGGCCGAGACAAGGGCAGCCCGGCCACCAGGGCUCAGCUGUUCCCCGCGGAAUCCGGCCGAGUCCGAGACACCGCGCGCCUGGACAAGGCAUCGCCAGAUUCGCGCCACAGCCCGGCCACCAUCUCAUCCAGCACUCGCAUCCCGGGAGCCGAGGAGCGCAAGAGCCCGGGACGCGAGGGUCCAGGUGCCGCUAAGGUGGAUGAGGUUCGCUCGCUGCCCGCCAAGGACGCCUUCGCGCCACUGUCAGUGCAGACGGACGCGGCCGCGCACCUGGCGCAGGGGCCCCUUCCAGGCUUGGGCUUCGCCCCAGGCCUAGCCGGUCAGCAGUUCUUCAACGGGCACCCUCUCUUCUUGCACCCCGGCCAGUUCGCCAUGGGCAGCGCCUUCUCCAGCAUGGCUGCAGGCAUGGGGCCUCUGCUGGCCACAGUAUCCGGGGCAUCCACCGGCGUCUCAGGCCUGGAUUCCACAGCCAUGGCCUCGGCUGCUGCAGCGCAGGGACUGUCCGGGGCGUCGGCUGCCACCCUGCCCUUCCACCUUCAACAACACGUUCUGGCCUCCCAGGGCUUGGCUAUGUCGCCUUUUGGGAGCCUGUUCCCUUAUCCCUACACAUAUAUGGCUGCUGCAGCCGCGGCUUCCUCGGCGGCCGCCUCCAGCUCCGUGCACCGCCACCCGUUCCUCAACUUGAACAGCAUGCGCCCCAGGCUACGUUACAGUCCGUAUUCCAUCCCGGUUCCAGUGCCUGACAGCAGCAGCUUGCUGGCCUCUGCGUUGCCAUCCAUGGCUUCCGCCGCGGGGCCCCUAGACGGCAAGGCAGCCGCCCUGGCGGCCAGCCCGGCCUCGAUGGCCGUGGACUCGGGUUCGGAACUGAACAGUCGCAGCUCCACGCUGUCCUCCAGCUCAGUGUCCUUGUCACCCAAACUCUGCUCAGAGAAAGAGGCGGCUACCAGUGAACUGCAGAGCAUCCAGCGGCUGGUCAGUGGCUUGGAAGCCAAGCCGGACAGGUCCUGCAGUGGGUCCCCUUAAAAACAAAACAAAAAAAAAAAAAAAAAAAAACGAAAACCGCUCCCCCAAAGGUCUCUCCAUUCCAGUUCGGUCAAAUCUGCCAGUGCACUUUGUUGGAUGUAAAAUAAACCACAGACCUUCCACUGGGGUGAUUCCCCAUCCUUCAAUUUUGUCUGGGAAGGAGCACCAGGCUCCCUCCAGAGAAUGCGCUAGAGACCACAGGCCUUGUCUUGCACUGUGGAAGCAGGCUGCUGUUGCUUUGAGACGCGGGGGUGGGGGCGGGGGAAACUGGCUUUUGUGUCUAGAGCGACUUCAGUGGAGGCUGGUGUGAAAGUUGGGGCUGAAGAACGAGGUAGCCAAGGCCGGCCUGCCCUGUUUGAGAGACUACACCCAAAUCUCUUUCCCCUUCGUGUGUCAAGUGGAAACAAAAAUAAUUUUUUCCCUAAACAAACUAACAAACAAACCCCAAACGGGGACAGAUUAAGUCCCGUGGAACUGUCUAUGAAGACUUAAAUUGCUUUACUAGGGAAGGGAGAAGGCCUUGCCUGGUCUAUGUUAAAGGAAUCCUGUGUCUUUUUAAUAUCCUGAGGUUUUAAAGGAGGGAUACCGGUCCUUUUCUGUUUGUUUGUUUGUUUGGUUUUGCAUGUUACAGUUUUCUGGGUUUUAUUUUUUGAUGUUUUUUUGGCUUUUACAGAAAAACAACAAAACCCCUGCCAUCCUCAACCCUGCUCAAACCGGCAACCCCGAGGAAGUAGGGGUGGGGUGGGGUGGGGUGGGGUAAAGGGAAGCAAUGGGGUUGGAAUCCACUGAGUUUAUUUUAUCUGUUUUAUCUAAGCGCUGUAGAGGGCUUCGUGCGCCCAUCUGAUCAUUAGUUCUCUCAACUGUAUAUGCAAUAACAAGGUUUUAAAAGAAAUAAUAAAGAGGAAACACGACUAUUGGACAAAGUAUUUAUGUAAUUAUUUGAUAUCUCUUGUAAAUAGGUGGAAUAUGACCGCUCAGAAAGUUAAACUUUAAUUUAUUGAAUUGUACAUAGCUGGAUGUAAAUAGAAGUGUGUCUGUCAGGUUUUAUUCUUGUUUUGCCUUUUGGGUUUUAUUUCCAGGUCAGGAGAUGGCUAAUUCACACUAACGAGCAUAGGCUUCUGUACCUCCAUCUAAUGCUUUCAAAUAGAGCUGGCUGCAAUUUUAAUUGUCCAAGAGCUGGUGCGGGGUGGGGUGGGGUGGGGAGGUUGGGAAUACUAGUUCCUAUUUUCAUCAAAAUUGGGGAGGUAUUGGCCCUUUCAGGCUCCAUUCGAAAUUCCCUGAGCUCUGACAUCCUGGGAGGGAUUGGGAUUGUCAGGGGAGCAGAGGCUGCCGUAAGUAACCUUCCUAAUUCUUUGUCCUCUGGUAUCUUCAACCCAAGUGAGGAUUUCUUGCCAUUGUUCAUUUGAUGGUGUUUUGGACUGGUGUACAGAGAGGGACUCAUUCAAACAACCAUGAAAGGCAAAACAAAAUAACAAAAAUCUUUUUAAAAAAAUCUAUGAAGGCAUAUUUUGUGUUUAGUACUUGAUGAGUUUUCUGUAAUUCUCCUCCUUAAAAACAUCAGUGAAAUUUCAAUAAAUUUUUAUUGAAAUGA